AGCCGUUUGGAAAUACCCCCUGGCCGUUUGGAAAUGCCCCCUAGCCGUUUGGAAAUACCCCCUGGCCGUUUGGAAAUACCCCCUGGCCGUUUGGAAAUACCCCCUAGCCGUUUGGAAAUACCCCCUAGCCGUUUGGAAAUACCCCCUGGCCGUUUGGAAAUACCCCCUGGCCGUUUGGAAAUACCCCCUAGCCGUUUGGAAAUACCCCCUGGCCGUUUGGAAAUACCCCCUGGCCGUUUGGAAAUACCCCCUAGCCGUUUGGAAAUACCCCCUGGCAGUUUGGAAAUACCCCCUAGCCGUUUGGAAAUACCCCCUGGCCGUUUGGAAAUACCCCCUGGCCGUUUGGAAAUACCCCCUUGCCGUUUGGAAAUACCCCCUGGCUGA
Lottia gigantea (owl limpet) is the source of this 384-nucleotide messenger RNA. RefSeq lists its product as hypothetical. The record is from RefSeq and is a predicted model, not a curated record. The transcript has a single exon. Lineage: Eukaryota; Metazoa; Mollusca; Gastropoda; Lottiidae. The annotation marks the transcript as partial.